CUUUUGUCCUGGCCAACUGUAUUUUCAUCACUUAGUAAGCCACCGCAGCGGAUCGACACAGUACGCGACCCGGGUGCACGGACUUAAGUCGUUAUCUGAUACAGUGUUGUGGGAAUAUAGUGACCCUGAAACCAUAUUAGAUACUACCUGGACUGGACUGGAGACAGGUACGACGUUCAGCCGAUACCUAUUAUUGUCAGCAGAUCUAUUACCCUUAACCCGUACACACAUCCCACCCUGCAGGAAUAAUCGACGGUCGAUACAGCGAAGUGAGACAAGUAAACCUAGCCGGUUGUUUCUGUUGGUGAGAACUCGAAAUGGCGUCUGAUGAUGUGGAGAAGAACAACACCGCAGCGCCUCCUGGUGGCGAGGAAGAGACAGGAGAGAAGAGGGAGAUACUGUACACGGUGACGGAGGUACCGCCGUGGUAUCUGUGUAUUCUCCUUGGAUUCCAGCAAUUCCUGACGGCGUUCGGGGCGACGUUCUCCUAUCCAAUCUUGAUGGCGCCGUUCUUGUGUAUGGUGGGAGACUCGGUGGGGCUCAGUGAGCUGAUCGGAACUGUCAUCUUUGUCUCCGGCCUCUCCACCUUGCUGCAGACCACCCUGGGGGUGAGACUCCCUAUCAUUCAGAGCAUCAGCUACUCCUUCAUCACGCCGGUCAUCUCACUCAUGUCCAUCAGUGAGUGGCAGUGCCCAUACACCGACCCAUCAGUGAAUGCAACCAGUCUACCGGAAGUAGGUAGCGAUGGACAUCGCAGCAUGUGGAAGGCCCGUCUGGCGGAGGUGCAAGGUGCUCUGAUGGUGUCAUCGCUGUUUCAAAUUGUGAUUGGCUUCAGCGGGUUGAUGGGAUUGCUGAUGAAUUUCAUUGGUCCCUUGACGAUCACGCCCACUAUCGCUCUCAUUGGCCUGUCCCUGUUUGAGGCCGCCUCCGACAAGGCAAGCACCCAAUGGUGGAUUUCAUUGACGACUGUCGCCUUGAUCGCGGUGUUCUCCCAGUAUCUGCGGAAUGUCCGAGUGCCCUGGGCAGCCUACUCCCGCCGUGAUGGAUGUAGUAGAACCAGCUUGCCAAUCUUCAACCUAUUUCCGGUGCUGCUGGCGAUCGUUUCCGCCUGGGUUCUGUGUGUAAUCCUCACAGUGACAGGUGCGCUCCCCGAUGACCCCAAGGGCUGGGGGUACCAGGCCCGUACUGACACCCGGACAGAAGUCCUCCAUAAAGCGAAAUGGUUCAGAUUCCCCUAUCCAGGGCAGUGGGGUGUGCCGACUGUCAGCGUGGCCGGGGUGUUCGGAAUGCUUGCCGCCCUCCUUGCAUCCAUGAUUGAAUCAGUUGGCGAUUACUACGCAUGCGCAAGGCUAGCUGGAGCACCGCCACCACCAGGGAGCGCUGUGAGUAGAGGUAUCGGCAUGGAGGGGGUCACGUGUCUGAUUGCGGGGGCGUGGGGCACGGGUGGCGGUACCACCUCCUACAGUGAGAACAUCGGAGCUAUUGGUAUUACGAAGGUGGGCAGCCGCGUGGUGAUCCAGGUGGGAGCCGCCAUUAUGAUAGUGCUGGGCUGUUUAGGCAAGUUCGGGGCCCUGUUUGUCACCAUUCCGGAUCCGGUUGUAGGCGGGAUGUUCAUCGUCAUGUUUGGUAUGGUGACUGCUGUUGGAAUCUCCAACCUCCACUUCGUUGACCUCGGCUCCAUCCGGAAUCUCUUCAUCCUGGGGAUUUCUCUCUUCUUUGGCCUCGCCGGCCCUCGCUGGGUCUCGGCAAAUUCCGGCAAAAUUCAAACUGGUAACGAUAUCGCCAACCAGAUCAUCUCGGUGCUACUGGGUACCAGUAUGUUUGUAGGUGGGUUCAUCGCCGCCUUCUUAGACAACACAAUUCCAGGCACUGUCGAAGAGAGGGGGAUAUUAAAAUGGCGGAAGCACGAAGAGUCUUCUUCCGGUGGCGACAGGAGAGAUACACUGGCGGUGUAUGACCUUCCUCUCAUACAGAAAUAUCUCAACAAACUCAAAUUUACAAGAUACAUUCCAUUUUGUCCCCACUUCAUCCUGGACGAACGUGGGUCAUCGUCGUUGGGUGGGUGCUGUCAGCGACGUAAAGGACCCCGGGUUCAGGAAGGCGCGGUGAAUGCUGGGUAUGAAGAUAAUACCCGGAUGUAGCAUCAGCUUUAGGACCAUGUAUACGAUCUGCUUCGUCCACUCGUGUUGUACGGUAUUUAAAAAAUGCCUUGCACUGUGUGUGAGUUCUUUGGAGCAUAAAUCUUCCUUGAGAGGGCCAAUUGAGGAAUGUCGGCGCUUGUGACACAAAGUGAAAGUAUAUCAUUACAAGUUUUAUAUUCCUAUUUUGGAUAAAAUCAGUAACAAAAAGCACUUAA
This is a messenger RNA of Haliotis rufescens (red abalone), 2356 nucleotides long. Its product is annotated as solute carrier family 23 member 1-like. The coding region runs from base 318 to 2141 and encodes 607 amino acids. The transcript has 14 exons. Gene Ontology annotation, cellular component: membrane. The record is from RefSeq and is a predicted model, not a curated record. Gene Ontology annotation, biological process: transmembrane transport. Lineage: Eukaryota; Metazoa; Mollusca; Gastropoda; Lepetellida; Haliotidae. Gene Ontology annotation, molecular function: transmembrane transporter activity.